Messenger RNA from Hymenoscyphus albidus, 2331 nucleotides. Lineage: Eukaryota; Fungi; Ascomycota; Leotiomycetes; Helotiales; Helotiaceae. The record is from the annotation of a GenBank genome assembly.
GUCAAGUUUUUCCUCAGAUCAGUUUUUAUAUACCCCGCGUAAUCCAACGGCCAACAAACUUGGCAUCAACAUAGCCAAUCCAUGAUAAGCAUGACCAGGAGGGGUACGGGAUGUUACCUCACUCCGCUAACUCGCGUAUCAUUGGUGUUGAGACCUUGAGGGAAUUGCCGUGAAUGUGGGGUAUCAAAGUACGACCAUACAUUCGAAGAUGGGAUGCUACUGAGAUCAUUCUUAUCGUUGUGUUUGUAAUUUUUGUUUUAUUCACUUAUUUCUUUCUCAGCGGCUUUUUAUUUAUCUCCUUGUCUGCUGCUGGCCAACGUUACCUUUGCUCAAGUGUUACAAAUUUAAAGAUUCCGGGCCUUCUGACUUUCCCGCAUCGAGGAACAUUGGAAAUACAACACCGCAAAGAUGACAGACAUCGACAAGCAUGCGAUAAAUUCUUCUGGCGAUAUUGAGAAGACAGGAGAGUUAUCUCCUCGAACGACCACCGAAAAUGGCGAUAUGAAAAUUCUCCAUGCCGAUCCAAAUGAUGGAGAUGAGGCUCUAAAAGCAUUCGAGGGUCACGAUGAACCCAUCGUGAUGACUCCAGAGAUGGAGAAAGCACUUUUAAGAAAAAUUGAUUUGAAUCUGAUGCCAGUACGAGUCAAUUGAUCUGUUAUUCCGCAUACAUCAGCUAAUCCAUUUCCCAGAUGCUGUGCGUUGUUUACGGACUCAAUUAUCUAGAUAAAACGACGCUUUCAUACGCAAGCGUCAUGGGUCUCCAAAAAUCAAUACAUCUAAAAGGCGAUAAUUAUCAGUGGCUAGGAUCCAUGUUUUACAUUGGCUACCUUUUCUGGGAAUACCCAACUAAUCGUCUCUUGCAAAGACUUCCUCUCGCAAAAUGGUCAGCUUUUAAUGUCAUUAUGUGGGGAUUGACACUUUGUUGUAUGGCUGCCGUCUCAGACUUCGCUGGUGCUGUCGCUGUCCGUUUCUUUCUGGGUAUUUUUGAAGCGGCUGUAACUCCUGGAUUCGCACUCUUCACUUCACAGUGGUACACUAGAGAAGAACAAGGUACGAGAACUGGAAUCUGGUUUUCUUUCAACGGCUUUGCUCAAAUACUCGGAGGAGGGGUCGCGUAUGGAAUCUCCGUUGGGGUUAAGAAGCAUGGAGCCGCCAUUGAAAGUUGGAAGAUUGUGUUCCUGUCAAUUGGAUUGUUGACCGCUAGUGUCGGUGUGGUCUUCCUCAUAUUCAUGCCAGAUAACCAGUUCAACGCUUGGUUUUUGACGCCCCAGGAGAGAUUGAUGGCAGUUGAGAGAAUCCGAAAAAAUCAGCAAGGAGUGGGAAACAAGCAUUUCAAGAUCCAUCAGUUCAAAGAGGCUCUGCUCGAUCCUAUGACAUGGGCAUUUGCAUUCUUCGCAUUUGUAGCAGAUAUUCCUAAUGGUAAGGUUUUUUGGGCUCUUUAGCCGAGAAGUCAACUAACAGAGUUUUCAGGUGGAAUUUCCAACUUUUUCUCUCAGCUCAUUGUGUCCUUUGGAUACACCCCGGAUCAAUCUUUGCUGUACGGAACUCCUGGUGGCGCGAUCGAAGUCGUCGCCCUUAUUGCAGCCGGAUUUCUAGGCGACAAAUACGGUAGAAGGCUUCUUAUUGGCACAUCAGGAAUGCUCAUCGCAAUGAUCGGGAUGCUUCUCAUCGUCUGUCUGCCACUCUCAGUACCACAAGGUCGCUUGGCAGGAUACUAUCUUACCCAAGCUUCACCCACUGGAUUUGUCGCUCUCUUAUCUCUCAUCGCCACCAAUGUAGCUGGCUACACCAAAAAAACCACUGUUGGAGCGCUUUAUCUCAUCGCUUACUGUCUUGGAAAUAUUAUUGGUCCCCAAACGUUUAGACCGAAAGAUGCUCCCCGUUAUGUUCCGGCUGAGAUUACUAUCAUUUGCUGCCUUGCAGUUUGCAUUCUUGAUCUAAUAUUCAUUCACUUCUAUUACGUAAGAAUGAAUAAGAAGAAUGCAGCGAGGAGACUGGCGCCCGGAUAUCGGAAGUUGGAUAAGCAGGAGUUCUUGGAUUUGACGGAUAGAGAGAAUCCUGAGUUUAUCUACACAUUGUAGUAGUCUCAUAAUUAUGUCGCCAGGACCUACGAGCAAUCAAGUCCAAAAUUUAAUAUGAAACCUUAAUGGCACGUUUGAAGAAGACAGUGGUGACUUUCCUGAAAUCUUGAAAUCUAGUAUUUUGACGACGCAAAUUGCACGUCGUAGGUGCUUUAUGUUUUGUGUUGACACCAAGCCUAGAAUUGGAUAUCGAUCCCCCUCUACGCUCUGAUCUCUGCUCCCUCAAGUUAUAUCAUGGAAUACCGUUGUG